UACACGUCACGGGGCAACCGCCGGGGCAACGCUUGUCAAGAUAUUCGAGUUCUGUGAACUUCUGUCUCAGCAACCGUCGUACCCUACUUAGAACCCGCACUCACGCCCAGGCCAUCAUCCUUCCUUUCUCUUCUCAUCCAGUCCCUGCUUUACCAGUAAUACACAGGGCCUAUCUGUACACCUUUUACCUCCUUCAGAGCUUGCCCUCCUCUCAACAUUCAUUUAUCAUAUCCUUGUAUUGAUUCUCCACCAAACUUUUGCGAUUACACCCCCGGCAGGGUGGAAGAGAAACCAUUAGUCUUUUUGUUUUUGGUGAAAGGAUGCACAAUUCUGUAACGCAAUCAUCCCAUUCGACUUCAUCCGUCGCCCCAGGUGUUGCAGCUGGCAUCUCUGUUGAUCCCAGAUUUUUCCGUGAAUCAGCGGCCAUGAUUGGCCAAGGGCCUAUCACCCCUCCCAUCUCUCCAGGUCACAACGAAGAUGAUACCGCAAAUGCGAUGGCUCUGGAUAAACAAGCACCCACAAAUUAUCCCCCAGAUCAAGUUCAACGCCCUUCCUUUACCGGCAGCACUUCUACUCCAAUGUGGCAGCAGCCACAGGUUCCUGUCUUAGCUCCACAACCUAGGUCACCCGCAAGACCACCUGCGAGGUUGUUAGAGGAUGAAGCAGUUCAUGUAGAGAGGCGGGGUGUGCUUAGGCUGCUCGAUCUCGAGGUCAAAGGCGCUCUCGGUACCGGUACUUUUGGGAGAGUGUUCCUAGUCCGCCUCAAGACAGCAACUUCAGGGUCUCAAAAUAUUUUUGCAAUGAAAGUGUUGCGCAAAACCGAGAUUGUGCGCCUCCGGCAGGUUGAACACGUCAACGCAGAGCGCUACAUUCUUUCACGUGUGCGCCAUCCAUUCGUAGUGGACCUAUUUGCAACAUUUCAAGACAGUCUCAACAUUUACAUGUUGAUGUCUUAUGUUCCUGGUGGUGAACUGUUCACCCAUCUCCGACGGGCGGGCCGUUUCACUCCCGACGUCACCCGGUUCUAUCUCGCUAACAUUAUCCUCGCCCUCCAGUAUUUACACUCCUUUAACAUCAUAUAUCGUGAUCUCAAGCCCGAAAAUCUACUCCUGGACUCUCGAGGCUAUCUACGACUCACCGACUUUGGAUUUGCGAAGAUUGUCGACGACCGUACUUGGACUCUUUGUGGUACGCCUGAGUACCUUGCCCCAGAAAUCAUCCAGUCAGACGGUCACGGAAAGGCCGCGGAUUGGUGGGCAUGUGGUGUCUUGUGCUACGAGAUGCUGGUCGGCUACCCACCAUUCUUUGAUGAGACCGCUUAUGGUAUCUACGAGAAAAUUCUACGGGGCAAUAUUCACUGGCCACGCACCAUGGAUCGGCUCUCUAAAGAGCUUAUCAGAGCGUUCUUACAUCCUGACCGAAGUAAACGUCUUGGUAAUAUGAUAGGUGGACCACAAGACAUUCUCCAUCAUCCUUGGUUCCGAGGCGUUGAUUGGGAAGCGUUGGAACGAUGCGAGAUCAAGGCACCGAUCAUCCCACACACGACGUCACUGGAUGACACUCGUCAUUUCUUGAAUCUUCCUCACCCAACCCUCGAAGACAUGCCCGGGCUCGUCAUGGAAGAAGCCCCUACUCCUCUCCAUCGACGCUUUGACCCUAUAACGUACCAAUUUCUUGAAUUCUAAUCCGAGAUCCAGAUUAUUUAUCCCAGCUCGAUUUUCAGGCUGAUCUAUAGCAUAAACAUUUCUCCGUUGUCUCACCUGAUUUCUCCUCUCUUUCACAGCCUCUUUCUGUGUCCUUAGUUACCCUUGCAUAGGAUAUCAUCGGUGAGCCACCCAACCGAUACCCUCUGUUUUGUCGUUCUGCGAUCCGUCUCGUAUGUAGCUUUGAUCCUGCCAUAUGCUGUAUCAUUCCUGUCGUGUUUGUAUUGAACAACCGAACGUCUUGAAACUAUUUAUUUGAUCUUGAACUCUCACCUGUAGAUAUGAUUGGCUGUGUUUAUUCAAUGUAAUCAGAGUUCGAAUAAACAAAAACCUGUUUCAUUCUGACAGAUUCUGACAAAUUGUCUGGCCUGGUUGUUUAGGCUUGUUG
Molecule: messenger RNA, 2091 nt
Organism: Suillus clintonianus
Lineage: Eukaryota; Fungi; Basidiomycota; Agaricomycetes; Boletales; Suillaceae
Product: cAMP dependent protein kinase
Exons: 4
Coding region: 321-1685 (454 amino acids)
Biological process (GO): peptidyl-serine phosphorylation
Cellular component (GO): nucleus; cAMP-dependent protein kinase complex
Molecular function (GO): cAMP-dependent protein kinase activity; ATP binding
Source: RefSeq, a predicted model, not a curated record